CCUUGUUAAGGGUGUCUCAAUCUGUCUGAGCUCUCAGUGCCAAGCCUGCUUUCAUAAGACCAACUCUCUAACACACUUUCCAAGGAGCCAACAAACACACACACACACACACACACACAUUCACGCGCAGUGUGAGUGAGCAGCUAUAAGACACAGCCAGCGGCAGCUGAAGGUCAUACACAGAUCUACACAGCUCUUAGGAUGGAUGUUCUGAAGAAGGGAUUCUCCAUUGCUAAGGAGGGAGUGGUGGCAGCAGCUGAGAAGACCAAGGCAGGGGUGGAGGAGGCCGCCGCCAAAACCAAGGAGGGGGUCAUGUAUGUCGGUACAAAGACAAAGGAAGGCGUGAUUCAAAGUGUGAACACAGUUGCCCAGAAGACGACUGAACAGGCGAAUCUUGUGGGUGAGGCCGCAGUAGCUGGAGCCAAUGAAGUAUCUGAGAAAGCAGUGGAGGGUCUGGAGACUGUAGUGGCAUCUUCUGGAUUGGUCAACCCGGAUGAACAGGCGAUCACUGAGGCUGAACCGUCCCAAACUGAAGAAGCCGCAGAGCCAGCUGCAGACGCAGGACAAUAGGGUCAUUAUCUCCAUGAUCGAUGGUUUCUCGACAUGCUCUGUUGGGUGUUCAAGAGGAUAUUAAGAGGAGAGUUUAUGUUAACUGCAGUCAGUUCCCGUUUUACUUCUGUUGUGAUCCCUCUGACAGCAAAGCUUUUUAGUGUGACUCCAAAAAACUAAACAAAAAAACACUUCCUAAAUGGUGAAUUUGUAAUUUGGGAUAAAACAGUGUUAGUAAUAUAUUACCCGAAUGCCUUUCCUCCAAUGAAAAUCAAGACACAUGUCUCACUGUCAUUUGUACGAGCUGCCAGCUUACUGUAGCAUCUCCUCACCAUUUGACUUGUUUGGUUGGUCUCUACACCUAGACCUCCGAAACGGUCCUAUCGACUCCAUCUGGUCUUGUGAACUACAUGUAAUUGCCCUCUGUCACUAAGCACACACACACAGACCUACACUGUUAUCUCUCCUUAAAUCAGCCUUAUGACAACCUGCUUAUGCUUAGAGUUCUAUCAUACACACUUAGAUAUAAUAUGGAAAUAUACUAUAUGUAUACACCAAAUAUUUUGUUUGCACACUUGCUGUACUUGUAUCAGCUUAAAGUCAUCCUGAACCCAUGUGUCUUACUAACCCGAUGUACUAGUGCCUAAUACCUCGGAGAGCAGUGAAGAUCAGGCUUUGGUUUAUCGGUGGACAGGAGGUUAUACAGGAGGCCUUUUUUUUUUGAAAUAUAAGCUAAUGUCCUCACCAAUAUGAGUGAGUGAUAUGAAGAGUGGCACUUAAAUCAUAAAGCAAAACUGGAUGAAUAUGAUGUUUAAACAAGUUAAUGAUAUGAUGUCAAGCUCAGCCUCAGUUAACUACCCAAGAACAAUAAUGUCUUAAAAUGCAGUUCUGCUCCAACUGAUGAAUUACUAAACUGCCUGCUUUGGGAACCCUUUAUAUGAAACGAUUAUAGUUCUCAUUCUGUAAAGCUGCUUUAAAAAAAACUGUCUACUGUUACAAGCACUAUACAAAUAAAAUCAAACUGAAAAUUGAA
Molecule: messenger RNA, 1582 nt
Organism: Clarias gariepinus (North African catfish)
Lineage: Eukaryota; Metazoa; Chordata; Actinopteri; Siluriformes; Clariidae
Gene: sncga
Product: synuclein, gamma a
Exons: 6
Coding region: 202-570 (122 amino acids)
Biological process (GO): synaptic vesicle endocytosis; chemical synaptic transmission; synapse organization
Cellular component (GO): cytoplasm; axon terminus; neuronal cell body
Molecular function (GO): cuprous ion binding
Source: RefSeq, a predicted model, not a curated record